This is a messenger RNA of Podarcis lilfordi (Lilford's wall lizard), 17640 nucleotides long. Lineage: Eukaryota; Metazoa; Chordata; Lepidosauria; Squamata; Lacertidae. The record is from the annotation of a GenBank genome assembly.
CGCGGAGGAGACGAGACGGUGCGCUCCAAGAGAAGGAGGACGCUGGGGGAAAGAGCGGCCCGGGCCCCUUCUAGGAAACCCCGCGCUUGUUGUUUUCCCUGUGGCUGAGGGAACGCAGGAACCAAAACGAGGCUGCGGAGGGGGCGGGCUGCCGGGGUUGGAGAAGGAGGGCGGGCGACAGAGGAGCGGGGGCGGGGAUAGAACGCCGCCCCGGCCAAUCGCGGCGGAGGCUUGGGAAAGGUGUGUGGCGGCCAUAAUAAUAAUAAAAGGAGGGGGGGGGGGAGGAAAGCGGCUGCAGCGCCUCAGAAAAGGGGGGCGUGGCCGAAGGGGAGAAGUGGGCGUGAGGAAGCUUUUCAGUGGCCGUGUCUGUAUAGCGGCUGCGUCCAAUGACGGGCAGCAAGGGACGCGUCACGCCAGGGUAAGGCGGGGAGGGGAGGAAAGGCAGGUUGUUGGUCAGCGCAGGUAAGGUUUGGAGGGGAGCGGACUGGACCACUGUGUGCGGGGGGUGGGGGGUGAAAUUACCGCUGGCGCUGCAGUGAGAGUGGUUCUGCGGGAGGAUAAAUGGGACGGCUCAUUUCCAUGCACCCCUGUGGUGUUCGGAGGGAGGAUUUAAUGGGAUAUUUACCUGAGAUCUCGCGGGGGGCGGGGCGUGGAGAAACCUCUCGAUUCAUAACUUCGCUUAAUUCUUUGUAAAGUGCUUUGUGGCACCUCAGAGACAAACAUGAAUAAGACUUAGAGAGUUAGUCUAUAGUGCUGCUAUUAUUAUUAUUAUUAUUUUCUUGAAUUUUUCUGCGAGUUUUUCUUGAUUUUGUCUGUUUUCUCUUUUGUAAACCACUCUGAAGUGGUUUUUUUUUAAAGGCGGCGUAUACAUUUUGUGAAUGAACAAAUAAAUAUUUGUUUAAAUUUAAAUCUAGAUAAAUAAAUAUUUAUACACUGCCUUUCCCCGCCCCCCCCCCCACAACAGGGAACCAAAGCAGCUUAGAGAAAAAUAAGAAAUGCUACAAAUGUAGGCAAAAAACAAUCUUAACAUUGAUAGGACUAGUGAUGUUAAAUUCUCGACGAUAUUCUCAGUUAAUGAGGUGUGUACAUUUAAAGCUGCUGUGUAGACGACACAGAAUUUACAGUUUGUGGAGAAUAUUCUCAAGAUAGGACUAAAACCAUAAAUACACAUAAAACCUAUCAAAACCAUUCAAACAGUCACAGCAAAAACAGCAUGGCACAAGCCCUUUCUUUAAAAGCAUUCAGUUUCCCAAAGCCUUUUGGGACAAGAGAUUCUCCACCUGCCAGCAGAAGUAUAGCAAGGAGGGAGCCAGUCUUAUCAUCUCUUAAGGAAGAAGCUCCAAAGUCUGGGAGCAGCCACAGAGAAGGCCCUUUCCCCCCUCCACAACUGCUGAAACCCAUCUUUCUUUUAUACAUGGAAAAGAAAAUGGCAAAGAGGCUUGCAUCACUAACAAACUUCAAAAUGAAAUACAGAUUAUCUGAAGAAGUGUGCAUGCACACGAAAGCUCAUACCAAUAACAAACUUAGUUGGUCUCUAAGGUGCUACUGGAAGGAUUUUUUUUAUUUUGUUUCGACUAUGGCAGACCAACACAGCUACCUACCUGUAACAAACUUCAAGCUACACUUCAGGAAAUAGAUAACCAUGGAGUAAGUCUUGCUGAACUUCUGAGUAAACACAUUCAGGGUUACGCUAUGUGUCUUCAUGGUAAGCUUUGUGGCACCUCUUAAAGGUUAACACAUUUUAUUGUGGGGUAUAAGCUUUCACCGGCCAGAGUCCACUUCAAUAGAAGUGUUAUCCUCGAUAGGUGCAUAUAUGUAAACUGCACUCUGUGCAUCCGAAGCUUCUACCACCAUAAUGGUUAAUCUGUAAAAGCUUUUCAAAUCUCAGCGGCCCAUAGAACUGAACUACCUGAAAAAAGGUGAGCUUUCAUUCAUUUAAUUUUAAAACUCUAAUUUGAGUCUGGCAAUUUUAUCUGUUUAAAUAUAAUAAUAAUAAUUUAUUAUUUCUACCCCGCCCAUCUGGCUGGGUUUCCCCAGCCACUGGGUGGCUUCCAACAGAAGGUAAAAAGACAUUAAAGCAUUAGUCAUUAAAAACUUUCUUAAACAGGGCUUCCUUCCCUAAACCUCGCAGAAACCUCAGUUGGUCCAAAAUGCAGCAAUCAGAUCACUGGCUGGGGUUCCGUUUGGAUCUUAUGUAACCUCAGUUUUAAAACAGCUAUACUGGUUGCUAAUUCAUUUCCGGGCCCAAUUUAAGGUGCUCAGGUUUGUGUUUAAAGCCCCAAAUGACUCAAGCCCUAAAUCAUUAAAAGGCCACCUCCUUCCCUACAGUCCCUCAUGGGUGCUAAAAGCGGCAGAGGGGUCCCUCUUGGUAGUCCCUCUACCCUCGGAGGCAUUGGGGGAUAGUGCUCUGGGUGAGGGCCUUCUCUGUGGUGGCCCCUAAGCUGUGGAACUCCCCAUUGAGGUGUGUCUGGCACCCUCAUAAUGCAGCUUCCAGCGAAUGCUGAGAUGCACCUCCUUACCCUGUUUUUUGACACUUGAGGUGUAUAUUUUUAAGACCCGCCUUAUUCUACGGGUUAUAGGGCGGCAUAUAAAUUUAAUAAAUAAAUAAAAUAUAAAAUAAAUUCUUAUGAUUGUAAGUUAUUUAACCCAACCUGGAACCUUAGGGUGAAGGAUGGGUAAUUAUUGAUAAUAAUAAUAGGGAUAUUGGCGUUCUUAUAUUCAUAUUUUGUGCACCAAUUGUACUACGAAAUGUGUAUGUUCUAAUUGCAUUUGGUGGUUUUAUCCGUGUAGUUGUGUUUAUGCAUGUUUCAGGGGUGCCAUCUCGCCCUCAGGGUUAUGGGUGCCUGCUGCCACAAUGCAGACAUGCAACAUCACACACACACGCCUACACGUAGAGAGACUGCCUCUGCAUGUGAACCACACACCCCAGAAAAGGGUGCUUCGCUGGCUGGCUGCAGAGGGUGGAACUGAAUUGCUUCUCUCUCAGAGGCAGUGCUGUUGCCGCCUGUCGGCUUUUCUUAUUGACUCUGUGGGUGCCUGGCCCCCACAAUUACCGUAUUUUUUUGCUCUAUAAGACUCACUUUUUCCCCCCUAAAAAGUAAGGGGAAAUGUGUGUGCGUCUUAUGGAGCGAAUGCAGGCUGCGCAGCUAUCACAGAAGCCAGAACAGCAAGAGGGAUCGCUGCUUUCCCUGCACAGUGAUCCCUCUUGCUGUUCUGGCUUCUGAGAUUCAAAUUUUUUUUUUCUUGUUUUCCUCUUCCAAAAACUAGGUGCGUCUUGUGGUCUGGUGCGUCUUAUAGAGCAAAAAAUACGGUAUGUUAUUUUGGGUGAACAAGCAUCCGCAGACCCCUGGAGUUGGCUCAUAUGGCAUGUUUGUGUAUGAUACUCAAGUUGCAAAGGCCCAGGUCUGAUGUAAAUAAAUAUCUAUCUAGAACUGGUCCUUAAGAAAGGCCCCUUCAGUCUGUUUGAUUAAAAGGAGGGUAGAAUGCUCUUGCACUGCUUCUGAUACUCUGUGCAAAGGGCGCGCAGCAGUGAUGCCAAAGGUGUGGACUAUUUGCCAGCCUUACUUAUUUUAAUUUAUAUCCUAUCUCUUGGUUAUGGACAUGGUUUUCCCGUUCUCAGUCUACAGGAAGUGACAGUUUGUUACUUUGUGAGUGACCUGCAAUGAACCUUGGGCGGGUGGCGCUGUGGGUUAAACCACAGAGCCUAGGGCUUGCCGAUCAGAAGGUCGGCGGUUUGAAUCCCCGCGGCGGGGUGAGCUCCCAUUGCUCGGUUCCUGCUCCUGCCAACCUAGCAGUUCAAAAGCACGUAAAAGUGCAAGUAGAUAAAUAGGUAGCGCUCUGGUGGGAAGGUAAACGGUGUUUCCGUGCGCUGCUCUGGUUCGCCAGAAGCGGCUUAGUCAUGCUGGCCACCUGACCUGGAAGCUGUACACCGGCUCCCUCGGCCAGUAAAGCGAGAUGAGCGCCGCAACCCCAGAGUCCGCCACGACUGGAUCUAACGGUCAGGGGUCCCUUUACCUUUAUUCUCCUUCUCUUCUUUCGCACAUUGGAUGUGAGAGACCAGAAAUACCCUAUUCUGGUUUUAAUCAAAUCACAGUUGCCCAUGACAAGGCAGCUCAGCCCAGCGGUUCCAUGGACCAAAGCAUUGGUUGGAUCCCCUAAUCGCUUCCAGCGGUUUGAGACCCACGGGCGCUGCCUGACUUUUUAAAAAAAAACACACACAAUAAUUGCCCAUGACACCCAAACACAGGAAACUUUGCUUUGUAUAAAGCUGAUUUGGUUAGAACAAAUCACAUUUGAUUGGUGCUUUCAGGUCUUGGUUUGUAAACAACCCAGAGUUUCCUGAGUUUGGAUGUCACAGGAAACUGUGGUUAGUUUGACCUCGCAAGCAGAAACCUUCAAUCUCUUCCUUGCUGCUGUGCAAUGGGGAACACAUGAUCCUAGGCUUGAAACGACUUGUUCACAGAGCAGGAAACUACUACACUAAACCACAACAGAAUGUUAAAACAGCAGCUAAAAACCCUGCGUGAAUUUAAAAGUCUUUACCUGGCUCCAGAAAGGUGAUAAAGAGUGAACCAACGGAGCUGGAACCCAAAAGCUCCCUUCUUCAUAGCAGCACUCUUCAUUACACAGGAGCAACAUUUGAAACAGUUCCUCCAAGGAGGAUCUUAAGGUUCAGGUAGACAUAAGCAGAAAGAGGAACCAUUUCAGAUAACUUGGUCCUUAGCCGUUUAAGGCCUUCCAGGGUGAAUAGGAAGCCUUCAGCAAUGAGGGCUGCAUUUCUUUCUGAGCAGCCUUGCAGAGGCUAAAGUGAGGUUAAAGUGGGUGGCGCAAUGAAUGUAAAUUUUGCUUUGCUUCUGAAAUGGAUAGUUGAGAAGCAGGCCUUUCAACUGGGUCAAGAAAUGGACUUCUAAUACUCUUCCACUCCUAGUUUGAACCAGCAGCAGUUUCUGGACCUUUUCCAAUACUAAACCAUAGUUUCCAGUUGCACCUCUACUAAAAAAGUGUGCUGCCUUUGUUUUAAAUUAAAGCUUAGCUGUUAUCCGCGCUCUUUUGCCACCAAACAUGUGUAUUUUUUUAAAAAUGAUUGUUACAUACUGCUUUUGUGUCCACAGGAUUAAGCAUGCCGUACACCCUAAAGGGGGCACUGAUGGUUCUUGCUCAUUAAUUUGGCAGCAUGGGGGGAAGAGAGAGCGAAAAUACACUUUUCUCAUGCUGGGUGGGCAGACAAUCUUUGAUGCGUCCAGACCCUUAGCGCUGAUUCUUCUUGGCUUGGCAUUUUGAAGCAGCGUGUUGGAGUCUUCUCUUGGCGAUAAGGCGGGGAGCGAGGUUAAAAGGUUAGCCUUGCGUUAUUUGAUCCUUUGUGCCCCUGUCAGCAGGCAUUCCUGCUGGGGGGGGGGAAAUAUCUGUUAAUCCAAGACUUCACUCAUAUAUGAAGGAAGAGAGGGAGGUGAGUUGUUGUUUUUUUAACGGCGGCAGUGAUCUCCUUGCAAAGGAUUUAUCGGGAGAAAAACCUGAACAAUUUAAAGAACCGUAGGGGUGUGUAGUAAGACGAAUCUUGGAUUGAGACUCUGGAUUUAGCUAAAGCAAGAGCACUGAGCUGCUUUGAGCAGUGGGGUUUGGCUGCUUUUCCUGUCGCUUGGCAUGGAAUAGAAAUCGCUUUUAUUUAUGUGAGCAUUGCGGAAGAGCAAGUAGCGAUGCUUCGAGCAAAUACUAACAUUCAGCGGAAGUCGGUUCCAGAGAUAUUGGCAAGGUCCUACACAUACAGUUAUGCCGCGCUUGGAAGAGUUGGGCCCCAUCUGCGCUUAAAGCAGUAUCGUACCACUUUAAAAGUAAUGGCUUCCCCUCAAAGAAUCCUGGGAACUGUACUUUGUUAAGGAUGCUGAGAGUUCCAAGGUGACCCCUAUUCCCCUCACAGGGCUACAGUUCCCCAAGUGGUUUAACAAUCAAUCUGUUUUCCCAAACUACUCUGGAAAUUGUAGCUCUUGUUGUUGUUUAGUCGUUUAGUCGUGUCCGACUCUUUGUGACCCCCUGGACCAGAGCACGCCAGGCACUCCUGUCUUCCACUGCCUCCCGCAGUUUGGUCAAACUCAUGCUGGUAGCUUCGAGAACACUGUCCAACCAUCUCAUCCUCUGUCGUCCCCUUCUCCUUGUGCCCUCAGUCUUUCUCAGCAUCAGGGUCUUUUCCAGGGAGUCUUCUCUUCUCAUGAGGUGGCCAAAGUAUUGGAGCCUCAGCUCCAGGAUCUGUCCUUCCAGUGAGCACUCAGGGUUUAUUUCCUUCAGAAUGUAGAGGUUUGAUCUUGCAGUCCAUGGGACUCUCAAGAGUCUCCUCCAGCACCAUAAUUCAAAAGCAUCAAUUCUUCGGCGAUCAGCCUUCUUUAUGGUCCAGCUCUCACUUCCAUACAUCACUACUGGGAAAACCAUAGCUUUAACUAUACGGACCUUUGUUGGCAAGGUGAUGUCUCUUAGCACCCUUUAAAGGUAAAGGGACCCCUGGCCAUUAAGUCCAGUUGCGGACGACUCUGGGGUUGCGGCGCUCAUCUCGCUUUACUGGCCGCUGGAGCCAGCGUUUGUCCCCAAACAGCUUCCGGGUCAUGUGGCCAGCAGGACUAAGCCACUUCUGGUGAACCAGAGCAGCGCACGGAAACGCCGUUUACCUUCCCGCCGGAAUGGUACCUAUUUAUCUACUUGCACUCUGACGUGCUUUCGAAAUGCUAGGUUGGCAGGAGCUGGGACAGACCAACGGGAGCUCAACCCGUCGCGGGGAUUCGAACCACCAACCUUCUGAUCGGCAAGCCAUAGGCUCAGUGGUUUAGACCACAGUGCCACCCGCUUCCCCUUAGCACACCACAUCUCUCAAAAUUCUUUGGGGAAAGCCAUGACUAUUUAAGGUUGUAGGAUACUUAUUGGUCAGACUUGGAGGAACAAAACGAAGGGAGAUCAGAGGCCUGCAACCCCAAGACAGGGGUGUGUGAGAGAGAAACAGAAAAUUCCAAUAUGUGAGAUUCUUCUUUCUUUAGCGAUCACUCUUAGCCGAGUAAGAUUGCCUUCCGUGAACAUAGUCUAAACAGUGUCUCCGUAGGUGACUGUGGAGGCCAAUUCUGGAGCCACACGUCCUUCCACAGUGGGGACACAGGUUUCUGGGCAGGAGUUGAUCACGGUGAGGGUUUGCCAAACGUGCCUUCCUCUUGGCACAUUUCUCCUUUUCAGCCUGACUUUGAGCAUCUUCAAAGCCCAUGGCACCUUUGGCAAAGGCUGUUCACCAAUUGGAGCACUCGCAGGCCAGUGUUUCCCAGCUCACUGGCAGAAGAAGAGGAGGCUGCGUCCCCAGCAGUGCGAUCCCGGUGGGGUGCCAUCGCGGCUGCCCCACCCACCCACACUGGGUGCCACGCCCCCACAGGUGUUGCACCACACCCCCAGGACGCGCGCCAGCCACACCCACGCCUGCUCUCUGCCUCCGCCCCCCCCCCCCCGGUGCCGGAGCAUGAAGCCCCGCCACUGUCCCAGCUAUCGGUGUUUAUGCUACAUUUUUUUAGGUUUGCCUUGAGAGCGUCUUUAAACCUCUUUUGUUGUCCACCAGUAUUACGCUUUCCAUUCUUAAGUUGGGAAUAGAGUAGUUGCUUUGGAAGGCGAUCAUCGGGCAUCCGAACAACAUGACCAAGUCAAUGAAGUUGAUUCUGAAGAAUCAUUGCUUCGACACUCAACGUCUCCCUUCUGCCACUCAUUACUCUUGCAGAUACUUCUGUCCUUUGCAUAGGAUGCUAGUUUCUGUACACACACUCCUGGCAAGUGAGAAGCCUCAUCAAAGUUUGAGGACACAGUCCAACCAGGCAAAAACACUCUUCUGGAGGGGAAACGGAGCUAUGUGGCUUAAGGAGAGCUACCAAGUUCAGAGAGAGAGAACUGGCGAGGCUGCAUUUUGUCCUUGAGCCAGAGGCUUCCCAUCCCAGCUUUAGCGUAAUAAGAAGAACACCCACGUCUUCACAGGUGUGGAUUGAUUAGACCAGGCACGUCCAACAGUAGAUCAUGAUCUAUCAGUAGAUCAUUGGACGCCUGUGGUAGAUCACUGAUAGAUCACGGGCUCCCCCCAAAGAAGCUCAACAUUUACAGCCUGCACCCUCAAAAAACGGGGCUUUCCUCUUCCCUAAAAAAAGCUUAAUGGCAAGAGCAGUUAGACAAUGGAAUAUAGAGGGUACAUAGGAAGUGGAGGGAUACGAGAUUAGACAAUUGGUUCAACCAUAUCAUAGGGACACGGGUGGCACAGUGGUCUAAACCACUGAGCCUUGUGGGCUUGCCGAUCGGAAGGUUGAGGGUUCGAAUCCCUGCAGCGGGGUGAGGUCCUGUUGCUCUGUCCCAGCUCCUGCCAACCUAGCAGUUCAAAAGCACAACAGCGCAAGUAGAUAAAUAGGUACUGCUGUGGCAGGAAGGUAAACAGCAUUUCCAUGCACUCUGGUUUCCGUCAACGGUGUUCCAUUGCGCCAGAAGCAAUUUAGUCCUGCUGGCCACACAACCCAGAAAGCUGUCUGUAGACAAACGCCGGUUCCCUCAGCCUGAAAGCAAGAUGAGCGCCGCACCCCAUAGUCACCUUUGACUGGACAUAACCAUCCAGGGGUCCUUUACCUUUUACCUUUUACCCCAGUGCUUUUUUUCUGGGGGGGACGCUUACCCCUAAACAUUUUGUGGAUCUAAGAUCUACUGUUAGAUCCCCGGGAGGUUUUGGUAGAUCGUGGUUGAUCGCUGGGUCCCUUUCCAUUAUUGAAUUAGAAUCCUGUCCCGCCCCCAUGGCCCACCCUCCACGAUCUGCAGAAUGGAAGGCGGAGUAUACUGAUCUGUUGGUGAGUGCCUGUUCCCCUUCUUCCCUAAAAAAAAGAUCAACAACUUUGCCUUUAACUCACAAAAAACGGGGCUUUCCUCCUUCCUAAAACAAGCUCAACAACUUUGACCUGAACCCCCCAAAAGGGGGUCGACCACUGCCAGUUUAUAACACUGUGUGUAAAUCGCAGUCUCUUGGUAGUUGGCCACUCCUGGAUUAGACUAUAUCCCAUAAUGAUUUUGGGGUGAAACCCUUUACCCGAAAAUAGGGAUCCUCCAAUAGGGAAUGGCUCCCUCGCUCAGACACCCUCAGAAGAGUCUCCUACCUUUUCUUGAUGGUUUUUAAAACCACAGUUAGGUUGGGAAGUGAUCCGUAAUGAAUUGAAAAAAAAUGUUAAAGUGCUUUCUCCCUCUCAAAACAGAGUCCUUUCUGAUCGGGGAUAAUUCAGACGGAAAUUCCCAGGUGUCGAAAAAGGUUAUUUAUGUAUGCUGCUACUGCAGCCCGUGUUUUGUUAGCCCCAAAAUGGAAAACUAACGAGGUCCCAGCCAAAGAAGGAUGGCAGCUGAAGUUGACAGAAUAUGCCCAACUCGCAGACUUAACAUGCAGAAUAAGAGAACAAGAAGAACAUACGUGCAGAGAAGAUUGGGAAACGUUUAUUGAAUAUAUGGGAAAUAAUUGUGUACAGCUGAAAACCCUGGCAGCAUUAAGAUAAAUUCAACGGUGUAAAUACGUUUUGAUGGAUGCAAUAAUGGAAUACUGAAUGGUAUAGUUUUUGUAAAAUAUGCAGGGAUUUGUGAUAUGUAAAAUGAACCAUGGAACGAGAAGGGAAGAUAUCCUUAAGAUAUCUAUAUCUUAAGUAUGCAAAAUGAAUACUUUAAAUUGUAAAGCAGAAAUACACACACACACACACACACACACACACAGUGGUACCUCGAGUUAAGUACUUAAUUCGUUCCGGAGGUCCGUACUUAACCUGAACCUGUUCUUAACCUGAAGCGCCACUUUAGCUAAUGGGACCUCCCGCUGCCGCUGCACUGCCACUGCAAGAUUUCCGUUCUCAUCCUGAAACAAAGUUCUUAACCUGAAGCACUAUUUCUGGGUUAGCGGAGUCUGUAACCUGAAGCGUAUGUAACCCGAGGUACCACUGCGUAUUUAUAUACAGUACACACACACACAUACCUAAAACCACUGUUAGAGCACUAGGCUGUUCUCAUGUUCACUCUCUUAUCUUUCAGACAGUCAAAAUCCAUCUGAAGAUGUCCUCUCCUGAAAUCGCUUCUCUCUCUUGGGGCCGGAUGACUGUCAAAGGCUGUUCCACGACUUACAAGGACUGUAAAGUCUGGCCUGGGGGCAGUCGGACUUGGGACUGGAGAGAGACGGGAACUGACGUACGUGCCUUUGCUCACCCUCUUCUUAGUUAUCUGGGGGCCACUUGAGUAUUGUAGACUUGGGAUGCAGCUACACAGCUAUAAAAAACGCUCUGAAAACGCUCUGAAAAAACCCUGUUUUCAUAGAGUUCCAAUUUCAGCUCUACAGCACCAUCUGGUGUCGCAGUGUUGUGACACGUUUAUAACGCUUUAUUUUUGCUAAUGUAGCCAAGUCUUUGGAAGAGGUUCAGAAAAGGGCAGCCAAAGCGAUCGAAGCGGGUGGAGUGACUCCCUACUGAGAAAAGGUUGAGGCAUUUGGGGCUUUGAGUUUAGAGAAAAGGCAGGUAUUUGUCGACCUGGCUGGAAUUUAUGAAAUUGCAACAUGGCAUGGAGAAAGUGGGAAGAGAAGGUUUUUCCCCUCUUUGUGCUAGAAAUUGUGAAUAUCCAAUGAAGCUGAAUGUUGGAAGAUUCAGGAUAGAGAAAAAAAAUUCUUCUUUGUGCAGCACCUUGUUAGACUGCGGAACUCUCUUCCACAGGAGGCAGCGGUGGUCACAAACUUGGAUGGUUUUAAAAGGGGACUGGACAGAUUCAUGGCUUUCAGACAUUAAGAGCUGUUUGGUGGUGGGGGGCGGUCUCACUUGGAGGGGGGGCUCUACUUCAUUCCAUUUCCCGCCUCAGUUUCCUUCCUCCCAAAAAUCUCCCUUUCUAAUUCUCAGGGCCUACAUAGCUAUUGAAUAUUGCAUGCUGGGAGCGAAGAAAUCUGCUCUAUGUGCUGUAGGGUGUUUCAUAAAAAAACUCCCCCCCCCCCCCAAAUGCCUGCUCCAAAAGUCUUAUCUUACAACACUAUGGAUUAUAUAGCUAUACAGUGGUGCCUCGCAAGACGAAAUUAAUCCGUUCCGCGAGUCUCUUCGUCUUGCGGUUUUUUCGUCUUGCGAAGCACGGCUAUUAGCGGCUUAGCGGCUAUUAACGGCUUAGCGGCUUUAAGAAAAAGGAAACAAACUCACAAGAACUCGCAAGACAUUUCGUCUUGCGAAGCAAGCCCAUAGGGAAAUUCGUCUUGCGGAACUACUCAAAAACGGAAAACUCUUUCGUCUUGCGCGUUUUUUGUCUUGCGAGGCAUUCGUCUUGCGAGGUACCACUGUAUCUGAAAUUCCAUGCGUAUCCGUUAAUAUCUCGACCCUCCUCCAAGAAAAUAAUGAUAAUAUAAUAAAAAAAAAUGUUAUACCCCACCCUUCCCGGUUCAGAAAACCGGACUCAGGGCGGCUAACAACAAAUUUAAAGCAAUUGAUGCAACAAAAACAGCUUAAAUUACAGUAUAAAACGUGAAUAACAAUAAAUUCAGAAUUCAACAAUCAAUUUAGGGGGGAAAUCCAUCCAAUAAGCAUUAGAUGAUCACCAGGGCUAGCUGGCUAAAUUAGUCCUAUUUGGGCCAGCGAGGAGACCAGGGGAGAAUUAGCUGUGGGAUCCCAGAGCGGGUAAUCUUCAUAAAAAGAGGAGAGGGAGGGAAGGAAGGGGAAUAAAAGAUCAGGCUAAGUUCAAAUUGAAAGCCAGGCGAAAAUAGCUGUUUACUUGGGCGUUUUCCUAUGUCGUGAAGGCUGAAAUUUCCAUUCAGUGGAGCAGGGUCAAGAUAUUAACUGAUAUGCAUGAAAUUUCAGAUAUAGCUAUAUAUUCUCUAGUUUAGUAAGAUAAGACCUUUGGAGCAGGCAUUUUUUUAAAAAAAAGUUUUUUAUGAACCGCCCUAAUGUGCUGUGGGUUUCAUCUAAAACAAUAGACCUUUGCAGCGGUGGGGGUGAAGGAUAGAGGAAGGGAAUUUUCUCCCUGUUUUCACAGCAGCUACUAUUUUUACUUUAAAUAAUUUUAAAAAAAAGAAGCCUCAGCUGCCGCAGCUCUCAUAAACCCAAUUAUCUUCUUCUGCCCCUUCACUCUACACUAAUCAGUUCCAACUUGAGGUGCCCACUACAGCUCACCUCAAGGUCCUAUUUUCUAAAAGACUUGGAUGAUAUCUGGGUUCUUCCCCACCCCUUUCUCCCUGUAAAAGAAAAUAAAAAUACUGUUUUGUUAAAACAUCACACACACACGCACCCCACAUACACACAAACAUCAGUUCUUUUGUGCUGCCUGGAAAUAAAAUCCUCUUUUUCUUCCUCUUUCAUGGCACCGCUGUUUCCAAAGUGCUCCUUGCUGGCAGCAGAACCUUUCAACCAGCCAAUUAUUGUAAUUACAGUAAACCCAGAUCUCCUUUUUCUUUUGUUGAGGUUGUCAUGUGACCAACCAUUAAAAAUGUUCCAGAGUGUUUGGGGCUGGGCUUUUUUUUUUUUAAAGCUACGGGGAAGAAAAACCUCUCUCCCCCUCCUUCCGUCUGCCAGGCAAAUCACAAUCUGAAUUAUCCUGCAUGCCUGUCUUCUUCCAUGUUGCCCGUUGCAAAGAUAAUCUGUCCCCAGCUGGGUUAAACCAAGUGAAUUUACCGCUUUCACAACUGCGGUCCAGCCUUAGCAGGUUAGGGGGAAAUACUGGACCGCAAAAAGGCCUUAUAUGGGAGGCGGAUAAAUUGUCAAUGAUGCCUACCUGUACCUUGCAUGAAACCGCCCAUUUGGACAGAAGCCAGACGUUCUUAGGCUGCGGGGCAGUUACGAAACAAAAAACACUGCGAAGCUUCUGUCGGAAGCUAAAAAUAGACUGGCAAAUGCUCGGAAGUCUAUUUGGAACAGCUGUGCAUUGUGUGCAAACGUCUUGUCUGCAAACUUCACAGACCGUGGAUGGCUGCCAGCCGUCCACUUAUUAUGCAGAUUUAAGUUACGAAUUGCAACUUCAAGUUUAUCAGAAGUAACAACUGAAAUGAAAAGGACAUGUCUGUCUGCCUUUGUUGCUGUCGUUUAGUCGUGUCCGACUCUUCGUGUCCCCAUGGGCCAGAGCACGCCAGGCAUUCCUGUCUUCCACUGCCUCCCGCAGUUUGGUCAAACUCAUGUUCGUAGCUUCGAGAACACUGUCCAACCAUCUCAUCCUCUGUCGUCCCCUUCUCCUUGUGCCCUCCGUCUUUCCCAGCAUCAGGGUCUUUUCCAGGGAGUCUUCUCUUCUCAUGAGGGGGCCAAAGUAUUGGAGUCUCAGCUUCAGGAUCUGUCCUUCCAGUGAGCACUCAGGGCUGAUUUCCUUCAGAAUGGAGAGGUUUGAUCUUCUUGCAGACCAUGGGACUCUCAAGAGUCUCCUUCAGCCCCAUAAUUCAAAAGCAUCAAUUCUUUGGCGAUCAGCCUUCUUUAGGGUCCAGCUCUCACUUCCAUACAUCGCUACUGGGAAAACCAUAGCUUUAACUAUACGAACCUUUGUCGGCAAGGGGGUGUCUCUGCUUUUUAAGAUGAUGUCUAGGUUUGUCAUCGAUUCUCCCAAGAAUCAGGUGUCUUGUCAUUUUGUGACUGCUGUCACCAUCUGCAGUGAUCAGAUGUCUGCCUUAGUAUACCAAAACAUCUCUUACCCUCAUAAAGUUCUUAAUGUUGAGUAAAAAAAUCUCCUUUCUUAUAACUUCCCUCCAGGGCAGAAAAUAAGCUUGCUCCAUCUUCCACGUGACAGUUAUUUAGAUAUUUGAAGAAGGCUAAUAAUAAUAAUAAUAAUUUAUUUAUACCCUGCCCAUCUGGCUGGGUUUCCCCAGCCAUUCUGGGCGGCUUUCAACAGAAUAUUAAAAUACAAUAAUCUAUUAAACAUUAAAAGCUUCCCUAAACAGGGCUGCCUUCGGAUAUCUUCUAACAGUCUGGUAGUUGUUUUUCUCUUUGACAUCUGGUGGGAGGGCGUUCCACAGGGCGGGCACCACCACCGAGAAAGCCCUCUGCCUGGUUUCCUGUAACUUGGCUUCUCACAGGGAGGAAACUGCCAGAAGGCCCUUGGCGCUGGACCUCAGUGUCUGGGCUUAACGAUGGGGGUGGAGACGCUCCUUCAGGUAUACUGGACUGAGGCCGUUUAGGGCUUUCAAGGUCAGCACCAACACCUUGAAUUGUGCUCGGAAAAGUACUGGGUGCCAGGUCUUUCAAGACCGGUGUUAUGUGGUCUUGGCGGCCGCUCCCAAUCACCAGUCUAGCUGCCGCAUUCUGGAUUAGUUGUAGUUUCUGGGCCACCUUCAAAGGUAGCCCCACAUAGAGCGCAUUGCAGUAGUCCAAGCGAGAGAUAACCAGAGUAUGCGCCACUCUUCAUACCCAACUCCUUCAACCGUUCCUCCCAAGGCUUGGUUUCCAAAUCCUUCAUCAUCUUGGUUGCCCUCCUCUGCACACGUUCCAGCUUGUCAACAUCCUUCUUAAAUUGUGGCGCCCAGAACUGGACACAGGGCUCCAGUUGGGGUUUAACCAAGGCGGAACAGAGCCUUAUUAUUUAACGCCUUUCCCUUUACUUCCAAACGCAGCAUGUUCCAGGCGUGCAGCCCGCAGAUGUGGAAGAAGUUGUUCGGAAGGGCGCCGAGACGUUAGUGAUUGGCCGUGGCAUGAGCGAAGCCUUGCAGGUACUUUUGCUAGGCUUGGUGGGACUGGGAGUCUGGUUGCAAAAUUCAGAAUCCAGUGGGGGGUCUGGUGGCAUUCCAGCACCUAUUAUUGGAGGUCCUGCAUAGCAUUCUAUUGCCAGCCAAUUGACACUAGCUGAGUAUUAUUUAGGGACGCGGGUGGCGCUGUGGUCUAAACCAGAGCCUAGGACUUGCCAAUCACAAAGUUGGCGGUUCGAAUCCCCGUGACAGGGUGAGCUCCUGUUGCUCGUUCUGCUCCUGCCAACCUGACAGUUCGAAAGCACGUCAAAGUGCAAGUAGAUAAAUAGGUACUGUUCCAGCGGGAAGGUAAACGGCAUUUUCGUGCGCUGCUCUGGUUCGCCAGAAGCGGCUUAGUCAUGCUGGCCACAUGACCCGGAAGCUGUACGCCGGCUCCCUUGGCCAAUAAAGCGAGAUGAGCGCCGCAACCCCAGAGUUGGCCACGACUGGACCUAAUGGUCAGGGGUCCCUUUACCUUUACGUAUUAUUCUAGAUUUAUUCAUGAAUAAUACAGGGAACCCCUGAUUAUGUUCCAGGUCUCCCUGUAACUGAAAUUGCAUAUAUUGAGAGCACCCUGGAGGGGCAGCAGGACUUGCAUAGCUGACAUGCAGGGAAACUUCUUCCCUGAACACCAGCUAAGAUGGUCAACGAAGACCAGGCAGCAGGAUUUAUGAUUUUAUUGUUUGGCCUUAUGCUUUAAUAUUGUUGUAAGUCACUGCAAUAUAUUUUUAUGAUACAGUGGUAUAUAAAAAAAAAAUUAUAGGUAAAUAAAACUAAGAGUUUUCAGGAGGUGUUUAAUACCGGUGCAGGGACGCGGGUGGAGCUGUGGGUUAAACCACAGAGCCUAGGGCUUGCUGAUCAGAAGGUCAGCGGUUCGAAUCCCCGCGAUGGGAUGGGCUCCUGUUGCUCGGUCCCUGCUCCUGCCAACCUAGCAGUUCGAAAGCACAUCAAGUGCAAGUAGAUAAAUAGGUACCGCUCCGGCGGGAAGGUAAACGGCGUUUCCGUGCACUGCUCUGGUUCGCCAGAAGCGGCUUAGUCAUGCUGGCCACAUGACCUGGAAGCUGUACGCCGGCUCCCUCGGCCAAUAAAGUAAGAUGAGCGCCGCAACCCCAGAGUCAGCCACGACUGGACCUAAUGGUCAGGGGUCCCUUUACCUUUUACCUUAAUACCGGUGCAGCUAACUGACAGCUAGCCUGGGUUCAAAACGAUGCCCAGGUUCCAGCUAUGUGGGAAUGGCUACGGGAAUGUCUUGAACUAGCUGAAACUGACAAGAGACUGGACAGAUUUGAUUCCUAAGAGGAACGGCAUGUUUUAUGGCACAAAGUAUGUUGAAAGUAAUGUGGUUGUUUUUUUGCAAAUUUUGGAAACAUUAGACUUGAAAGUCAUUUAUUUAUGUGAAGUGUGACUUAUGCAUACAUGUGGCAACCAUUUCGGUCGACAGGGGUUCUGCCCCACUCCAGGUCCAAAGAAACUAGGGGAUGGGCACUAUCUGGUUUUCAGCAUCGCAAUAUAUCAUCAGCUAAACAUCGCAGUAUACUGAUACAACCCAAAAGUGUUUCUCCGCGCACGCAUGCGCAGAAGCGGUCUACUGCUUCUCCUCCGGUUGCGAAAACCUCGGGAUCCAGCCGGACCUCUGGAAAGGAUCCCAUUCACAAGUGGAGGUACCACUGUACGUACAGUCGUGCCUUGGCUCCUGAACGCCUUGGGAGUCGAACGUUCCAGCUCCCGGACGAUCGAAACCCGGAAGUGAGUGUUCCAGUUUUUGAAUGUUCUUUUGGAAGCCGAACAUCCAACGGGGCUUCCGAUUGGCUGCAGGAGCUUCCUGCAGCCAAUCAGAAUCCGCGUUUUGGUUUUUUAACAUUUCGGAAGUCAAACGGACUUCCGGAACAGAUUCUGUUUGACUUCCAAGGUACGACUGUAUAUCACGAUGUCUGAAAUUAGGAUGGCACUAUGCAGAGGCAUUGGCUGGCUUCAUGGUUUUUUCUGCAUCGUGAUUUCAGUCAACACCUGCUCUUGUGAUUCGUGCUCCCUGCAGGAGGCAGGGGGAGAGCCGAGUCGGCAUUUCACAGGGGCUGCAGGAAUCGAGAGAAGCAUCGGCUUGGGUUCACGGUUUUUCCCACAUUGUGAUUUUUGCAUAGCACACACACACAUCAUGAUACACGAUACAGUGGUACCUCGGGUUACAUACGCUUCAGGUUACAGACUCCACUAACCUAGAAAUAUUACCUCGGGUUAAGAACUUUGCUUCAGGAUGAGAACAGAAAUCGUGCUCCGGCGGCGUGGCGGUAGCGGGAGGCCCCAUUAGCUAAAGUGGUGCUUCAGGUUAAGAACAGACCUCCAGAACGAAUUAAGUUCUUAACCAGAGAUACCACUGUAUAUUGCCAGGCCCAAAAUUAUGAAACUGAUAUUACGAUAGGGACUUCAGGCUGGUUUGGGACAAUGUAUUGAUAUAUUGCCCAGCCCUAAAAAGGACUUGCACAUUGGCAGUUGUGAAUCAAUUGGAUGAGCGCAAAACGGUCGCUGCGUGUAUUUCAAAGUAUAAAAAAGAGAAAGGGAGCCGCUAACUGGGUUUUAUGCAUGUUAGCAAUGAAGUCACAGCUUGUGUGCAAGAAGAGACUCCUCUCUGACUCUUUUCUCUUCCCGAUUUCUCAAGGUGCCGUCAUCCACCGUGGACUACCUGAAGAGCCAUGGGAUCGAUGUGCUGGUCCUGCAGACGGAAAAAGCUGUGAAAGAGUACAACGCUUUGGCCAGCAAAGGGGCCAAAGUGGGUGGGGUCUUCCAUUCCACCUGCUAGAGCAAACUUCCCCAACUUGGUGUCCCCCAGAUGAUUUGGGUUCCAGCUCCCAUGAGCCCCUGUGAGGCUGUCUGCGGGCACCAGGUUGGCAAAGCCUGCUUAGAGAGAUGAAGCCACCUCUCCCUUUCAACCGUCUUGUGCCUUCAUGUGAAUAAAAGAGAGCACUUUUGGGUCAGCA